Messenger RNA from Neoarthrinium moseri, 2373 nucleotides. RefSeq lists its product as uncharacterized. The coding region runs from base 1 to 2373 and encodes 790 amino acids. The record is from RefSeq and is a predicted model, not a curated record. Gene Ontology annotation, biological process: 'de novo' IMP biosynthetic process; adenine biosynthetic process. The transcript has a single exon. Gene Ontology annotation, molecular function: phosphoribosylamine-glycine ligase activity; ATP binding; phosphoribosylformylglycinamidine cyclo-ligase activity. NCBI's taxonomy places the organism in Eukaryota, Fungi, Ascomycota, Sordariomycetes, Amphisphaeriales, Apiosporaceae. Gene Ontology annotation, cellular component: cytosol.
AUGAGCGUCAAGUUCCCUCUCCGCGUCCUGCUCAUUGGCAACGGCGGCCGCGAGCAUGCCAUCGCCUGGAAGCUGAGCCAGUCGCCCAAGGUCGAGUCUAUCAUCGCUGUGCCGGGCAACGGAGGAACCGCCACCACCCCCAAGACCAGGAACGACACCACCGUCUCCGCCGACGACUUCCCCGCCCUGCUGGAGCUGGCCAGGAAGGAGAACGUCAACUUCGUCGUCCCCGGCCCCGAGGCCCCUCUGGUCGCCGGAGCCGUCGACUUUUUCCGCGAUGCCGGUAUCGCAACCUUUGGCCCGGACAAGGCCGCCGCGCGCAUGGAGGGCAGCAAGACCUUCUCCAAGGACUUCAUGAAGAAGUACAACAUCCCGACUGCCGCAUUCGAGAACUUCUCCGACCACGACAAGGCCUGCCAGUACCUCGACAGCGUCACCCACAAUGUUGUCAUCAAGGCUAGUGGGCUUGCUGCCGGCAAGGGUGUCAUUAUCCCCACGACCAAGGACGAGGCCCGCGCCGCGCUCAAGGAUAUCAUGUUGGACAAGGAAUUUGGCUCGGCUGGCGACGAGGUUGUCAUCGAGGAGUUCCUCACCGGCGACGAGCUCAGCGUUCUGACCCUCUGCGACGGAAUCAACAUCAAGUCGUUCCCCCCGGCCCAGGACCACAAGCGCAUAGGGGAUGGCGACCAAGGCCUCAACACCGGUGGCAUGGGCUGCUACGCACCGACAAACAUCGCCACGCCCCAGCUGAUCGCCGAGAUGGACACUAUAAUUCAGGCCACCAUCGACGGCAUGCGCGAGGAGGACAUGGCCUUCAGGGGUGUGCUGUUCACUGGUUUUAUGAUCACCCCAGCCGGCCCCAAGGUCCUGGAGUACAACGUGCGCUUUGGAGACCCCGAGGUGCAGACCGUCCUGCCAUUGCUGUCGGACGAUACCGACCUGGCCGAGAUCAUGGCCGCCUGUAUUAAGACUAGCUUGGACCGCAAGAGCCUUACCUUCAAGAUCGAGCCCAAGUUCAGCACAACCGUUGUCGUUGCCGCCGGCGGGUACCCCGAGUCUUACGCUAAGGGUGAUGAGAUGACUGUGCAACAACCCCCUGCCGGCAUCAACAUCUUCCACGCCGGCACCAAGCUGAGCAAUGGCAAGCUCGUAACAGCUGGUGGCCGAGUCAUCGCAGCAACAGCAACUGGAGACACCCUCAGGGCUGCCGUGGACAAGGCUUACGAAGGUGUCAAGCUGAUUCAGUUCGAUAAGAUGUACUACCGCAAGGAUAUCGCCCACCGCGCCUUCCGCCCAACUACGGACACGAAAAAGGCCCUCACGUAUGCACAGGCCGGUGUCAACAUCGAGGCCGGCAACCAGUUCGUUGAGCGCAUCAAGAAGGCUGUCCGGUCGACGGCCAUACCUGGUGCCGACGCCGAGAUUGGUGGGUUUGGAGGAGAGGUCAACUUGGCCGGCGCUGGAUAUGCAGCAGACGGCCUAGUCAUGGUUGGUGCCAUUGAUGGAGUGGGCACCAAGCUCAUGAUCGCACAGCAGACGAACAAGCACGACACUGUCGGCAUCGAUCUGGUGGCCAUGAACGUGAACGACCUUGUCGUCCAGGGCGCCAAGCCUCUCAUGUUCCUCGACUACAUUGGCUGCAGCAGACUGGAUGCUGCGACUUCGGCAACCUUUGUCGAAGGCGUUUGCAACGGUUGCAAGCAGGCAGGAUGUGCCUUGGUCGGCGGCGAGACAGCUGAGAUGCCCGGCAUGUACCAAGGCGACGACUACGAUGCUGCCGGCUGCGCCAUCGGCAUCAUGGAAUCGAGCCACCGACUGCCUCGCCUGGACGCCAUGGCCGAGGGCGACGUGCUCAUCGGCCUCGCGUCGGCCGGCGUACACUCCAACGGAUUCUCUCUGGUGCGCCGGAUCCUCAAGGAGGCGAACCUCGAGUACUCGGCGGCCGCGCCGUGGGACGACAGCGGCGUCACGGUCGGCGAGUCGCUGCUGACGCCGACGCGGAUCUACGUCAAGCCGCUGCUCAAAGCCGUGUCGCAGAUCAAGGGCCUGGCGCACAUCACGGGCGGCGGGCUGACGGAGAACGUGCCGCGCAUGCUGCCGGCGCGGCUGGCGGCCGAGAUCGACGUCAGCGCGUGGGCGCACCCGCCCGUCUUCCGCUGGCUGCGCCGGGCCGGCAACGUCGACCCCGCCGAGAUGGCCCGCGCCUUCAACAACGGCGUCGGCAUGGUCGCCGUCGUCGCCCCCGCCGACGCCCCCGCCGUCAUCGACCUCCUGCGCGCCGAGGGCGAGACCGUCUACACCAUCGGCCGGCUGGUCGCGCGGCCCGAGGGUGGCGAGGGCUGUGUCCUCCGGGGGCUCGAGUCGUGGAAUUAG